ACACGUUAAGAAGAGGACAUAUGAUGAUUUUGUUGAUGGACAAUCAGAAGAUGAUGUCUCAGUGGCUGUGAAAAAGACAAAUAAUACAGAUUUGCACGCAUAUCCAAAGCCUCCUGAAAUCCAGAAGAACAAAGCUUCUGCUACUAUUGAUCAAAACACUCCUAUGGAAUCCACCAUGGAUAAUGACGAGUUGACCUGGAGUAGACAGCUGCCAAAUUCAUCCUCAGAGGACGCUGAAAGUGAACAUGACAUUGGACAUGAGCAGUCAAAUUCUAGGAGGGAGCGUUCCAACUGCUCCAGUCAACGCUCAAGUUAUGGAAGUGAUGGAGGGCGCUCCACUUCUCUGGGCUCACCUCCUGGACAUUCCUUUCCCAGAAGUGGGCCGUUAAGCUUGAGGGAGCGCUCCAACUCCCCUGAUCGCGAGUCAAGUCAUGGAAGUGAUGUAGGAUGCUCCUCUUGUCAUUCUCAAUCAGCAGUGGGCUCAACUCCCAGAUGUUCAUCUUCAAGAUAUGGGCCGUCGAGCUCUAGAAGGGAGCAUCACACAUCUUCCAAUCGCCGAACAAGUCAUGGAAGUGCUAAACAUGCCAACCCACGACACUCAACAUCAGGACAUGAAACGCCAAGAGCUCCAACUGACAACAGCGUGGAUAUAUUUCCAAUGCCCACGGCCAAAUUCCAGAAAUGUGUUCUCAAGAAGCUUGUGGAGCUGACAGAGGAGGUAAAGCGCAUUGGGUGUGCAGAACCCAGUGCUUCAACUUACCAUGUUCGAAGAAUGGAGAACAUGGAGCAAGUUGAUAAGUUGGAUGAACUUCAAAAUAAUGAAGCAAGAGAUCUUCUGAUUUCCCAGUUAAGUAGGGUUGGAGGUAAAAACACGAGGGACUGCACAACAAAGAUUUUGGACAGGAUGAUGACAAACUCCCUCAUGUCCCAAUUCAACAUGAAAGGCCAUGGUUCCAAAAGGGCAUUCCAACCGACAGCCCUUUACACCAUUAUAACCGCUGCUGUCAAAAAGUGGGACAGCAAAGCCACAGACCACGAAAUUAAACAUGGAAUGGCAGAACAUUUCAAACAUGCUCCUGGGCGGUCUGGUGGCGGAGGCUAUGUUCAAAGAAACAAAGCAGUGCAACACUGAGGAGGGAAAAAGGGAUUGUUACCGAGUUCAUCAGUCCACAUCAGUUUUGUUGUGUUUUGUGGCAGAUUUUGCAAAUAUAUGAAAGAAGUUCAGUCCAUGUGAGAACAAUAAAUGUUUUAUUGGUA
This is a messenger RNA of Melanotaenia boesemani (Boeseman's rainbowfish), 1257 nucleotides long. RefSeq lists its product as uncharacterized. The coding region runs from base 164 to 1132 and encodes 322 amino acids. The transcript has 13 exons. NCBI's taxonomy places the organism in Eukaryota, Metazoa, Chordata, Actinopteri, Atheriniformes, Melanotaeniidae. The record is from RefSeq and is a predicted model, not a curated record.